GUGUUAGGUAAAUUUUUACUUCAAAAUGGGUGAAGUAAAGGGACCAACACAGGAGGAUGCCAAGGCACACACAGCUUCAGAUAGCUUGUCUAUCCCCAUUGAAACUCUCCUCCAGUGUGAUGAUUUAACUAAGCUUCCAUUAUUGUACCCCAAAACAGUUGUGGAGUGUGUCAGGGAACGUUACUUGAAGCAGCAGUUCUACACGUGGGCGGGACCAACCUUGGUGGCUGUAAAUCCUUGCACAGAAUAUCCUGUCUUGUACAACCAGACGCAGCUACAACACUUCCACAAUGCAGUGCAGAGUGGGAGCGGAAGCAUUGCUCCGCACGUGUAUGCGGUUGCCGGCAUGUCGGAGCACAGAUGCUCAGCAGCGCUGGGGCGCGUCAACCAGGCUGUGCUGGUGUCUGGGGAGAGUGGUGCUGGCAAGACUGAAUCAGCACGGUUCAUGCUCAAGUAUUUGUGCUAUGUUGAAGACAGCAAAAAAGCACAUGGCAGGUCUGGUGAUGGUAACAUUGGAGUUAUACGCCACACUCAGUCGAAAGUACUCGCCAGCAACCCUCUGCUGGAGGCUUUUGGCAAUGCUGCUACACUGCACAACCAUAACUCCAGCAGGUUUGGCAAGUUGCUACGCCUGCAGUAUGGCGGCACAGAAUUGAAAGGUGCCGUCAUCGACACCUACCUUCUGGAGAAGACUCGGGUUACUCAUCAGCCUCAGGGAGAACGCAACUUCCAUAUAUUCCAUCAGGUUUUAUCAGGACUGCAGCGCGGCCGGCUUGAUGCCCUAGGGCAGAUUGUGGAGACUGGUUCUGAGGAGACUGGUUCUAUGGAGACUGGUUCUGAGGAGACUGGUUCUAUGGAGACUGGUUCUGUGGAGACUGCUACUAUGGAGACUGGUUCUGUGGAGACUGCUACUAUGGAGACUGGUUCUGUGGAGACUGCUACUAUGGAGACUGGUUCUGUGGAGACUGGUACUAUGGAGACUGGUUCUGUGGAGACUGGUACUAUGGAGACUGGUUCUGUGGAGGCGUGCUGCGUUGAGGGCUUCCCCAUCUGCGGGGACUGGGGCGAGCGUGACGAGCGCGGCCUCAGAGACACGCUCGCUGCCAUGCAGCUCCUCGAGUUCUCUGAGCAUCAACCUGGACCCUGGCCUCUCAACCUGGACCCUGGUCUCUCAACCUGGACCUUGGUGCUGCUGGAGGAAGGGAUCCUGCUGGACGAACGAAGCUUCAGGGACAACUCGGGCUGUGUUGAGGCGCUGCACUCACCUGUGUCUGUCUUCACUGUGCUUAAUGAGGAGUGUCAGCUGCAGAAGGCUGUUGACGAAGUGGCUGCGUGUGAACGAGUCUGCCGAGCUCUACAGAACUCAGAGUUCGUUGAGAGCCCCAGCUCACGCCGGGGCCGCAAAGCAGGAGGUGGAGGUGGCGUGGUGUGUGAAGGCUUCGAGUGUCAGCUGCAGAAGGCUGUUGACGAAGUGGCUGCGUGUGAACGAGUCUGCCGAGCUCUACAGAACUCGGAGUUCGUAGAGAGCCCCAGCUCGCGCCGGGGGCGCAAGGCAGGAGGUGGAGGUGGCGUGGUGUGUGAAGGCUUCGUGGUUCGUCACUACGCCGCCCCUGUGCUCUACUCCCCCCACGGGCUCCUUACUAAGAACAAGGACCUGGUGCCUGCCGAGGUCGUUUCCCUGCUGGGGCAGAGCUCGGAGGUCUUUGUGGCGUCCAUCGUGGAGGGCCACGCUAGUGUGACCGACGCUGCUGGGGGCUCUGUACCACCAACCCUCAAGGUUGGUGGCCGGUGGGGCAGCUCCCCCAGUCUCUCGAGCAGCUCAGAGGCCACCACGCCAGGGCCGCCCUACAACACGUCCUCCCUCAGGCGCCCCUCCAACCCUCACACCCCUUCCACCCCUCACACCCCUCAACAAACGGUGUCGCCCUCGACCGGGUCGCUGAGACGCGCCCCUCGGAAGGUCACGACGCUGUCCAAGUUCAGGAGCUCCCUGGACGCCCUCCUGCGCACGCUGGCCCUCUGCGACCUGCACUACGUCAGAUGUGUCAAGCCCAACCAGCCCGCCCUACCAGGUGUGUCAAGCCCAACCAGCCCGCCCUACCAGGUGUGUCAAGCCCAACCAGCCCGCCCUACCAGGUGUGUCAAGCCCAACCAGCCCGCCCUACCAGGUGUGUCAAGCCCAACCAGCCCGCCCUACCAGGUGUGUCAAGCCCAACCAGCCCGCCCUACCAGGUGUGUCAAGCCCAACCAGCCCGCCCUACCAGGUGUGUCAAGCCCAACCAGCCCGCCCUACCAGGUGUGUCAAGCCCAACCAGCCCGCNAUAUAGAGCACAGCCACAGUGAUAGUGCAGUGCAGGCUACCCCGUCAGGUGAUAGUGCAGAGCAGGCUACCCCGUCAGGUGAUGGUGCAGGCUACCCCGUCAGGAUGUUGUUUGAGGACUUCUGGGGGCGGUACGGCCAGCCUGCCCCUCCUGCUGGGGGAGCUAACGCUGCUGGAGACGCCCCUGCUGCUAGGGGCGCUUCUGUUGCUGGGGGCGCUAACGCCCAACAGGUGCAGGCAUUCCUGUUGCUGCAUCUCCCGUCAACAGACGCUCAGUCACAGGAUCAGAGCUACAGGGUGGGCAGGCGGCGGGUGUUCCUGUCGGAGCCUGGCUUUCGCCGCCUCGAGCAACUCAGGGAGAACAGGCGAGCCGCCGCCGCCUGCCUCAUACAAGCGAACUGGAAGAUGGUGCGCUGUGUACGCGCGUACCAGCGCGUGCGACAUGCGGCCCAAACCAUCACGCGUCACGUGGUCGCGUGGCUCACGCGCCGGCGUUUCCAGCGCCAGCGCAGGGCGGCGGUAACGUUACAGAGCCACGAGAGGAUGAGACAAGCAAGGCUCAAGUACAAGGAAACCUUGAGACGCGUUAUCUUGCUUCAGAGUCUCGCGAGACGCUGGAUUGCAACCAAGAAACUAAAUGCCAUACGUGCGUCGCGGGUUUGUAUGUCCAACAGCAUUCAGUCUCUUGCGAGUUUUGGCUAUCAGACAGCGCCCCAGUCACAAUACAGCAUCCUGUCUCCCGAGUCCCUGCAACACUCGAGUAUUUUCAACUCGGCCUCAUUAUCUAUGUCUAGUUUCGACCCUGUAACUUCACGUGGACUUCCCUCACCGUCUCGUGUACGAUCUCCUGAAGGUGCGAGGUCUUUUUCUGUGUCGCCAGCGUCAGGUGUAGCACGGCCAGGCAGGCGCUCCAUCAUGGAAACGGAGGAAUCUGGUAUAGAAACUGACACCGAGAGCCUUAGUGGCCAGAAGGAACUCACUGACAACGAUGAGCAAACGCGCGUUCGAAGGAAACGGGCUCGGCUGCACAGUCUUACUUCACAAAACUUGUUCUCGCAAGAUAAACCUACAUUGGAUUCACCAAUGUCAUUACCAAAAGAUGAAUUCUCUAAAGAACGAAGCCCUAACUCAAGAAAUGACAAGACAGCAGCUGGUAAUACAGCGGCAGAUAUUGAUGACAAUUGUGUUCGUAGGACCUCAAUUACGAGACAACCAUCACUGCCUGCAGAACUGGAAUCUGACGACGUUGCUCCGUACGUCACGACGAGGAGAAGGAAGCGUAAGUCUACACCGUCUCUCGUCAACGCAAAUUUAGUGAAGAUAUUCCACGCCGAUCAGAUGAUGCCCGUCUUGUCGCGCUUCUCGUCCAAUACUCGCAUGCAGUUUGUGGUGGUGCGCGACCAACGAGAUUUCUUCUUCAGAGACGGCAUCUUAUCAUGCCGCAGAAUUCCUAGCUACAAGUCAAUCUCACCUGAUAUCAAAAUAACAUUCGGUUGA
Messenger RNA from Hyalella azteca, 3817 nucleotides. RefSeq lists its product as uncharacterized. Gene Ontology annotation, molecular function: ATP binding; microfilament motor activity; actin filament binding. The transcript is spliced from 19 exons. The record is from RefSeq and is a predicted model, not a curated record. Bases 26 to 3817 code for a protein of 1263 amino acids. Gene Ontology annotation, cellular component: cytoplasm; vesicle; actin cytoskeleton. NCBI's taxonomy places the organism in Eukaryota, Metazoa, Arthropoda, Malacostraca, Amphipoda, Hyalellidae. Gene Ontology annotation, biological process: actin filament organization; vesicle transport along actin filament.